Molecule: messenger RNA, 647 nt
Organism: Phymastichus coffea
Lineage: Eukaryota; Metazoa; Arthropoda; Insecta; Hymenoptera; Eulophidae
Exons: 3
Coding region: 105-464 (119 amino acids)
Biological process (GO): nucleotide-excision repair; mismatch repair; DNA replication
Cellular component (GO): site of double-strand break; nucleus; DNA replication factor A complex
Molecular function (GO): damaged DNA binding; single-stranded DNA binding
Source: RefSeq, a predicted model, not a curated record
GCAACUCUAUAUAUAGUUUCGCGCCAUUUACUAGUUUCGAUAAAAAUAUUUUAACUUUACUUGCGGUUCGCAAGUAAUUAAAAUUAUUUUCAAAGUAGAAAACAAUGGUUAACGCAAAGCGAAUUACUGGAAAGCAAUUAACCGAUUACACUACUAAAGAUGUGAUCUUGCUUGGACAAAUAAAAAAGAUCAGUUCCAAUGGUAAAGGAAUAGAAAUGUCAACAACUGAUAAUGUUUUAGUAAAUGUUAACUUACCAGAACCCAUUAAUGAAGUUGCUGAAGGCUAUAUUGAAGUUUAUGGAACAGCAAUGUCAAGAUCAACUGUUUCAUGCAAGUCAUAUAUAAUUAUUCCACCAGAAAUGUCUGAUAAUUUUGAAACUGACAAGUAUAAUGCACUGCUCUCAACUCUCCUUGUCAUUGAAAGCAAGAAAUGGAAAAUUAAUGCUGAAGAUGAUCCACUUUGAAAACUAUAGUUUGAUUCAAAAUUUUAUUAAGUUAUUAUGAUUUAAUGAUUCUAAGUAUAUUCUGUAAGGAUAGCUGGUGUUAAAUGUAAAAUCGAGUUUCUAUUUGUAAAAUAGUUAAAUUUAUAUUAAAUCGUUUUUACAAACAUUUGUAUCAAUAAAAGAAAUGUUCAAAAAAAUAAAAAA